Molecule: messenger RNA, 1298 nt
Organism: Ananas comosus (pineapple)
Lineage: Eukaryota; Viridiplantae; Streptophyta; Magnoliopsida; Poales; Bromeliaceae
Product: L-ascorbate peroxidase, cytosolic
Exons: 9
Coding region: 150-899 (249 amino acids)
Biological process (GO): hydrogen peroxide catabolic process; response to reactive oxygen species; cellular response to oxidative stress
Molecular function (GO): peroxidase activity; heme binding
Source: RefSeq, a predicted model, not a curated record
GGGUAGGUGGAGAGAAAGGGAGCGAGAGUGUGCCCACCUCAUCGUCUUCUUCCUCUCCUUCGAUCUGCUCCUCUCUCUUCUUCGUCAUUUUUUUCUUUUUGUGUUUUUGCGUUGGGAAAGCGCGGCGGCGGGAGCAGUAAGCAGCGAUAAUGGGGAAGUCGUACCCGACGGUGAGCGCGGAGUACCAGAGCGCGGUGGAGAAGUGCAAGCGGAAGCUCCGCGGCUUCAUCGCCGAGAAGAACUGCGCCCCUCUCAUGCUCCGCCUCGCGUGGCACUCGGCGGGGACGUACGACGUGAAGACGAAGACCGGGGGUCCGUUCGGGACGAUGCGGCACCCUGCUGAGCUGGCACACGGCGCCAAUAACGGCCUCGACAUCGCCGUUAGGCUCCUGGAGCCGAUCAAGGAGCAGUUCCCCAUCCUCUCCUACGCCGACUUUUAUCAGCUUGCUGGAGUUGUUGCCGUGGAAGUUACCGGCGGGCCGGAGAUCCCUUUCCAUCCCGGAAGAGAGGACAAGCCUGAACCUCCUGAGGAAGGCCGCCUGCCGGACGCCACCAAAGGUUCUGAUCACCUGAGGGACGUCUUCGGACACAUGGGUCUGAGCGAUCAGGAUAUUGUCGCACUCUCCGGUGGACACACUCUGGGGAGGUGCCACAAGGAGCGGUCUGGCUUCGAGGGAGCUUGGACUUCCAAUCCUCUUUUCUUCGACAACUCGUACUUCAAGGAGCUUCUGAGCGGAGAGAAGGAAGGUCUCAUUCAGCUGCCAUCGGACAAAGCCCUUCUCACCGAUCCUGUUUUCCGCCCUCUUGUGGACAAAUACGCUGCUGAUGAGGAUGCUUUCUUUGCCGAUUAUGCUCAGGCCCACCUGAAGCUCUCGGAAUUGGGGUUUGCUGAGGCUUAAAGACCGAGGAAUAUUGCGGGCAAAUGCCAUGCAAAUUCCUAGAUGGUAUUUUGCUAGUAGAAUCACACCUUAUGUAAUAAGAGUGCUGGCUAUGGACCACCUUUUAUUAGUGUUAAGUUUUUUUGUUACCGCCAAUGCAUCGACAUUUGUCUUCUCCUUUUGAAUGAUGGAUUGCAAUGCAACAGCAAUGUUCGGUCCGUUUUGUAGUUGAAGUUUAAUGUCGAGAAACUGGUUAUGAUUUGCAAUUAUGUCAUCUUGCAAAUAGAACUUCUCUGGUGCUUUGCCUAAACUUAAGCCAUCUCUGGUCGCAUUUACUGUAACGGUCUUGUUUUCAUAUACCACCUAAUAUGAUCUCAUUAGACAUCUGUAAACUAAUUCCAUGGUUAUUGUGGUCGGUAA